Molecule: messenger RNA, 1043 nt
Organism: Daldinia decipiens
Lineage: Eukaryota; Fungi; Ascomycota; Sordariomycetes; Xylariales; Hypoxylaceae
Exons: 1
Coding region: 140-781 (213 amino acids)
Source: RefSeq, a predicted model, not a curated record
AUUUUGUCAAUAAUACCCUUCCUUUGGCUCCCCCAUUUUGAUCGAAUUUCACCAAUUACAUCACUUCUGCCAUCCUCAUUCUAACCGCAUCUAAGCCGUGCUAAGCCUCCGCACCGCAAGCUUGAUUCAUUAGUCUAUCAUGGAAGAAACCGAGGACACUACCGCAGCUAUGGCACAGGCUAUGGGCUUCUCAAGCUUUGGGGCUCAACCCAACCCGAAGCGACGCAAGUUCAACCCUCGUGCAGACGCGGUAGUUGCGUCGACCUCUGCUUCUAUUCCUCUUCACAUCAGUGAAGCGAAGUCGGGUUCCAAUGCGAUCCCCUUAGGAGUUAGAUCGAAGAAUAAAGACGAAAUCACCCUUGAAGAUGACAAGGCGGCUAGCAUUACGGACAGCAGAAUACAUUCACCUCUUAAUGACCCGGGUGAUGAUGAGCCGGGGCCUCAGUAUUUGGAUACUUCACGCCCGCCUGAUAUAGCCUUGGUUGGUCCAACGGGUGAUGCUGUAUCUGACACUACAAUUGACGCCACACCCGGGGAGUAUCCGGGACAUAUUGUAGGGGCCAAACCAUCGGCAGCGAGUACCAGCGGAGGUUUUACCAGUCGAGAUAGUGGUCGUGGCGGUUAUCAAGCCAGGCAGAGUCAGGGGCAUGAGCCAGGGAAGAAAUGGUGGGAUGAUUACUAUGACCCGAGUUCGAACACCAACCCUUGGGAACGGCUUGAGCAUAUCAAGGUUUUGGGACUGAGGGGCAGCUGGAUGUCCUGGGAGGCAGCUAAACGAUGAGUUGGCAUCAUCACCACUGGUCAAGUGAAAAUUUUGUUGAGCUUUGGUCUGGGUAAUUCGACCAAGUAACCAUAUUUAUUUAAACCAAAGGCAAGUGAAGAGGAAAUAGUAUGGCAUGCUCUCUCAUGACUUCUAGUCUAGAAAAUAUUAAUGCCCCACAGGUGGAAUACAUUCUGAGCAUGUCCGCAAUCCUUGGGCGUCACCAUAUCACGUGACAAUAAUCGACAUACGACAAGUUACUCUUCGUGGUGGAUUCAACCCG